GCAAAUAUAUUUCUGUAAUAAUUGAUAUUUGUUUAUACUUUCGUUUAGAAUUUGCUCUACGAUAAACACAUCGUCGUAAAUACAUUAUUGCCAAUUUGAAAAUCUCGCGGGAAACUAACAAUCACUUUUUAAGUUUGUUGAAAACAGAUCUUUAUCCAGAUUCAUGCAAGCGUUUGGUUAUCUACAAGUCGUUUAAGGAAUCAAAUCUUUAUUUACACGUCCAGUUUUUGAGCUGUAGAACGCAGAAAAUAUGUGACUGUAAGAACAAUAGCUUGCUAUUCAAAGCAAUAAGCGAUAACAGCAUCGUGCAUGUAUUUUGACACUAUUAGCAGACAAAAAAGCAUGAAACUAAAGUAGAGAAAAAUAUAUAUAUCUAUGUACUUGUAUUGCGUCUAUCAUACAAAUAUACAAAAAUUUAAUACAAAACAAUGUCAUCAUCAGAUAAUAAUAAAAAAUUAUCCGAAGUUCUAGAACUAUUUCUAAUGCCUAAAUACAACAUCGUUUCUACUACUUAUCUCGAUCUUCUACUGUCUCAUAUCUCCGAUGAUAUUAAAGACUGUGAAUUAUUUCAAAAAUGGGUGUUAAAAGCAUUGAACAUUUGGAAUACUGAGUGCCUUCCUUCUCAACCUAUAAUUACAUUUACAUUGAAACUUGUAGGAUUAGUUUCACACAAUGAAUUAAGAUUUCAUUAUUGGCAAUUUAAGAAUGUGUACAAUAAAUUAUGCGAUAUUUUUAACCUGCAUAAAGAUGACUUACCAGUGUCUAUCAAAAUGGCUUAUAUUACAAUGUUAAUCAAUUUGAUUAAACACAAAAGUGGUAGACAAUGGAUCAUAGAUUUUGGUGCUUGGAAAGAUGUUGUAAAGUAUGCUCAUUGGAAUCACACAUUAUAUGUCACUCGUGAAAGUCAUAAAUUUUUAUGGCUUUUGCUCUUACAUGAACAACAAAAUGUUGAUUUUUGUAAAGAAGUUAUUUUGACAAUGAGUGCACCAUUGAUGACUAAUACUAUUGAGUCUCAGACACAUCAAGUGCUGCAAGAUAAUUAUUUAGAAGAAAAUAAAUUAUUAUGUACCACAUUAGAUUUGUUAACCAAUAUCAUUGAGAAUACAUUGUUUGCAAAUAUAGAUAAUACGAUACCUGAGUUGUGCCAAGAAGUCAUUGAUUUAGAAAUGAGGAUAAAAGCAUUAUUUGAAGCAUGUAUUAGUACAAAAGUUUUGUCACAUAUUCAUAAGCUAUUUAUUUUAUGUUUGUUCAUCCCCCUUAAAAGAUUCAUCAGAGAAGGAAAGAAAAUAGAAGUUGAAACAAAGCAAAAGUUCUUCACUGAUUUGAAUUAUAUAUUUCUGAUGCUUCUAUCUAAAGUAUACAUAGUAGAAUUAAUAAAGACAAACAAAUUUUUAAUGAUAUUUUGGAAAAAGUUACAAUCAUUGCAAGAAUUUUCUUUCAAUUAUGAACAUAAGUUUGAACAUCAAAUUAUAAUUAUAAUGAUUGUGCCUGUGAGUUUAUGUAUUAAACAUACAUAUAGAGAUUCUGAUAUUUUUGAUAUGUUUGUUUCUAAAAUGUUUGAUGUAACGUGUAUACCUAUACAAAGAUUGGGAUAUAAUAUAAGAGAUGUUGUACUUAAAAAUCAUGUACCUUUAGCACAGAUUGCAAAAAUAAAUAUUGACUUGCUCAUAGAAAUAACAGAUAUCAUGGAUAGGGAUAUUGCAGUUAUUGUAUUUCAAGCACUAUGUCACGUAUUAAAAAACUGUGUACCAGAUACAUGUAAUGAAACUCUAGAUAAUAUGACUAAUGCAAUACACUUGGAAAACGUAUCAAGAAAACAAAUACAUAAAUUUCCCUUAGAAGGAGAUCCUAUAGUUGAUCAUCCUACAUUAUUAUUAUCACUUCUAAAUGGUUUAGCAAUCAUGACAGAAAAGUUUAAAUUAAAAUGGCAAGAAUGUGUAGAAACUAUAUGUUUAUUGUCAUUAGGUCAAGAAAUUUUAAAUCAUUCUGGAACAUUACCUAUAAUUUGCGUGAAAGCUUUAAAAAUAUGUAAGUUAGCAAUCCAGAAUUUUAUGUCACCCAAUUUAGUACUAUUAACUGAAACAGAUAGUCAUAUGAGAGAGAUCGGACCAACAUUGUUUAAAAGAUUACAUGAUGUAAAUUGGGAAGUAAGGGAUAGUGUAUUGGAAACCUUAAAUACUAUAGCUGUAAUCUCGGAGGAUAAAUAUCCAACGUUCCAAGAAUAUUUAUUGGCAAAUGAGUUUUUACAACUAGCAGUUGAAAUUGCUAAGACAGACAGUGAAAGCUAUGUUCGGGCAUCUGCUUUAGUAUUUCUUUCGACAACUGUUCGUAUAAAUAAAUUAUGGGAAGAAAAAUUAUCGCAAUUUGAUUUACCAAAAAAAUAUCAUCGAUUCAAUGAUAUUGACAAUGGCAAAAACUGCUGUGCUUGAUCUUCAUUGGGAAGUAAAAAUAAGCGCUUUGGAAUAUUGGAAUCACGUUAUAACAUUGCAUUUAUCUGAUCAAGGUGUGCUUGAUGGUCAUUUCCCGAAAGUAACAUUUUCAAAAGAACACAGGAAAAUUGUAUCUUUAAAUGAAACUGAAAUAAAACGAAGGCUCAAUAAAGCAUUAGAUGAAUUAGCAAAACAAAAUUGCUUGGGUGUCCUUUUGGUUACUUUAGAAGAUAGCGAUUUUGAAGUGUGCAAAAUGUCGGCAGCUAUAAUAAAUAAAUUAAAAACAUUCCUUUUAAAAUACAAACUUAACGAACCUUUACCAGCGUUGCCUUUACCCAAAGAUAGUGCUACCAUGGAUGUCUCUUACGUUAAAUACGAAUCGCUGAUUAAUGAUGUUCCGACUAAUGCAAGUUCCAAUUGCGAGAUGCUCAAUAAUUCUAAUAAUGUGAUCGAAGAAAUUCUAGACAUUAACGAUGCAAGUCUACUUGCUUCUAUUUACAACAAUUCUGGCGUCGAUAAUAAACCGCAAAAAUCAGAGAAGAAAACAUUUCAAUAUAUUUCUUGUGUGACUAGGCAAAUUUUUCUCCAAACAAUUUUUGAUAUGAAUAUCGAUGCAUAUAUUGAAGAGAAAGAUCGGUGGCUAGCUACAUAUACCACGGGUUUUGGUUCAGUGUUGGAUGAUAUAUUAACGAUGUAUAAAAAAGAAGAUGUUAAUUCAAUGGACUGUUAUUAAUCAAGUUUUAAAAUUACUUAAAAAUUUAGAUUUUAUUUCUAUACAAGUACGAGUAUGGUAUCCAAGUUCUGAGUUUAUAAAAAGUUAAGAUUUUGCGGGAUACAUCACAUCAUGGUCAAAAUAAGAUUAUAUCAUGAAUUUUGUAAUUCACAAAAUUUUAUUACAAGUACGUUUACGUCUUACAUAGAAAAAUUUACAAUUUACUUUCUGAUAAGAUUUGAGUAAUAAAAAUAAAACAAAAUUUUCAUGCAUUACUUAUUUAUAGAAUAAAUGAAUGAACGAACAUUUAUGUAUUUAAUAUAUGACAAAACAUUAAAAUUCUUGUACAAAUUGUUUACGUAUAUAAAACAUUUUUGUUAAUAAAAAGAAAAUAAAAAAAUUUUUUGUUUACAUUGAUAUUCGUACUUAAAUCUGAAAAGUAAUAAACUUAAUUUAAGAAUUAAUGGAAUUUUGAAUAUAAAAAAAUUAUUAUUUACAUUAUUUAUACCUCAUUCAGUCUUCAUAUUUCUCUGUAUAAUUAAAAUGCAGCAUAUUUUCUUUAAAGAAAAUUUGCAAUAUCAAUUUCUACCGAUCGAGGAUAAACAUUUUUUUCAUCAGCAGACAUUUCUUGUUCGUCACCACUCACACUAAUGAUAGAAUUCCAAGGAGAAUUAUUGCAUGAUGAAUAGUAUGUUAAAACACUGUUAUCUGUAUCGGUGUUAACAAUUUUCAAUGAUGUAACCUCAGUUUUGUCAGUAUCUUUUAUUUUAGUUUUUAUCUUUGAUGAAAGAAAUUCUUUAUCAGUAUUGGUAUUAUUAGUAGUAUUGGUAACUGAGUCUGUAUGAUUCCAAAAUGAAGUCGUUGCUAUUUGACAAGGCUCGGUUUUUACCUCUUCCGUAUAUUCAUUCUUUACUCCAAUAAUCUCAUCAAUUUGAUUUCUUGUUAAUAAAUUUUUCGUUAAAACAUCUGUUUCUUUUGUACCUGUUAUAUGUUUUUUCUUUCUUCCUCUACGUCUUUUUCUACUCUUACUUAAAUCCCAACAAAGACUCUCAGUGAUAUUAAAAAAGUCUUCGUCAUUUAUUUCCUUCCUUUGAUAUAAUUCACGUUCCCAAGCGAUAAAUUGACUACAGUUUAUAGAACAAUUAUCAUGGGUGAAUUUUCUUGGUGAAUUUGUCACUUUAUUUUUAUACUUAUAUUUUGAUUCAGGUUCAAUAAAAACAUGA
Messenger RNA from Heterotrigona itama, 4364 nucleotides. NCBI's taxonomy places the organism in Eukaryota, Metazoa, Arthropoda, Insecta, Hymenoptera, Apidae. The record is from the annotation of a GenBank genome assembly.